Messenger RNA from Selaginella moellendorffii, 689 nucleotides. RefSeq names its product sulfated surface glycoprotein 185-like. Lineage: Eukaryota; Viridiplantae; Streptophyta; Lycopodiopsida; Selaginellales; Selaginellaceae. The transcript is spliced from 2 exons. The record is from RefSeq and is a predicted model, not a curated record. The coding region runs from base 234 to 638 and encodes 134 amino acids.
CGAGUCCCAAAACAGAGCAUCUUCGUUUUUAAAAUUUAGGGCUCCUCGCUUUAAGUUUGGCGACCAAAUGUUCUCUCCCCGUUAACCAAGAAGACACGCAUUGCUCGCACGCUGAUAGGUUUUUGCGAUAUCUCUGCGUGGAGAGAAAGAAAGGGGCGAUCCCCUCGACUGGUAAGCUCGACAUCCAUUUCGUUUGUCUCGUUUUUGGACUGUUUGCUCGGAUUCUCAAACAGAUGGAGCGAUUGAUUCCAUUGCUUCUUCUUUGUCUCCUCAUCGGCAAUGUAGCAUCGAUGAAGAAACCCGGAGAGAUUGUGGAGGACGAGGAGCUCCUGGACGAUGAAUUCGAUAGCAGCGAGAGGCAAGACUAUCAGCAAGUCGAUCCAAAGCCAAAGCUCCAGUCUCCAGUCCAGCCAGGCCCGGUGGAGCAUCUCAAGCCUCUUCCACCAUUCGGCUCGUCCUCGCAUGCAGCUCCUCCAUCUCCACCACCUCGAUCGCCGCCACCUCCCACCGCCGCCGCUCCGCCACCAUCGCCACCGUCCAAGCCCGACAAUCCCACUGUUCCAAUCUCCACUGGCUCUUCUUCAUCGUUUCCUCCGUCGCCUUCUGGAGGCUCGACGAUUAUCACUCCGCCACCUUGAGAAUUCUCUGUAUUUUUCUCGAAGUGUUCUAAUAACAUAGCACCUAGAAUA